AUGGAUCCUUUCUCAAUCACAUUAGGAGCUCUACAGAUCGCCGGCGCAUGCGCACAGGUCACGAUAACGAUCAUCAAAUGGGUAGGAGAGGUCAGGACAGUCGAUGCACGAAUCUCAUGCUUCUGUGACGAAGUGACAGCCCUUCAGACUACAUAUGAAGGCCUUGAACGAAGCUUGUCGUCUCCUUUGAUGGCAGAGGCUGCUCGUGUGGCUAGCAAAACCUCAGAUGGGUCGCACCUCUGGCGCCAGAUCAAAGAAACCCUGGACGAUUCCAAGCGGACGAUUCAGCGAGUCAAUGAUGUCCUCGACAACAUUGUUCGUACGUCUGGCUUUGGACGGAAAUUCAAGGCACAACUGCAGGAAUCAUUGUCUUCUGGCGAGCUCUCCCGGCUUCGGCAACGUAUUCAGAUUUUCAAUACCGCCCUUUCCCUGCCCAUACAGAUGGUUUGCGUCAUGCUGCAGCUUGAGCAAAGGGAUCUCACCAGUGAUCACCAAGCCUCACUAGAUGCGAAGCUGACGGGUUUAGAGAAGUCUGUGAGGGACCUUGUCCGAAGUCUUGGCCCGCGGUCGCGCUCGCAAUCCCUCUCCAGUGCUACACUUGUCGCCACAGAGCCUGAGGCGCUGAUGCCCGACGACGAUAUCGAUACAUAUAUCAAAUUUGCAAAGAAGUUCCUGGCUACUGCAUCUGCUGCUGCCAGUACUAGAUCCUCUUUGAGUACAGUCUCACCAGUAAUGGAGCCAGAUAUCCUCCUUGAUCGAAGAAAACCAUCCAUACCCGACCUUCCACAGCCACUGACCGAAAGAGAAAGACUAGCACAGUGGAUUCCCGAGCCAGGUCUGGCGACAGAUAUAAGCCGCAGUCGACACUCGAAUAAGCUUCAGCAUGGCUCAAUAUCGGAUGAUGCUGUUCUCGAUGCCGAAGAUGAUACAGAGAUCACCUUUAUGAGAACGAAGCGACAUCUCAACCUUGGGCAAGAGCGGGUGGAAAAGGGAAACCAUGCCGGAGCUGAGACGCACUUCCGAAAAGCCAUUACCCUGAUGGAAAAGCACGACUUUGACGGGAGGAUAUCGUUGCAUCCAGCAGACGUUGUCUUAAUGCUGGCUGACACAUGUGUCAAACAGGAAAAGCUUGACGAAGCUAUAAGCCUGCUGAAACCCGUAGCUGGUAUGCGCGAGGAUAUAUUCCCAGCUACAACGGAGGCGACAGAAGCUAAAACAAGAUUGCCAUCGCCCCCUUAUCAACAAGUCGACAAGUUCCAGGCUCUGGCCGCAAGUCAUAUGCUGGGUCAAGUUUUUAUGCUCAAGUCAGACUACGACUCGGCCGAAGACCACGCACUGAAAGCAUUCAUGGAACGAAGAAAAGAGCUCGGUCCACAAGAUGCAAAGACUUUGGAAUCAGUGCAAUUGGUCAUAGACAUUUAUCGAGCUCAAGGCGAUGAGGAGGAAGCCGAAGGAUACGAAGUGUUCCUUCUACCUCCGGAGAAGCCCCCCAGAAAUCUGCCUCGCGAGCCGUCGACCUCUUCUUUCGAGGAACCGCUGCUGGUACAGAAGACGAUCGCAUUUGAGAGCAAGGCUCCACCCGUGCAGCCACAGACCAACCACCGCAAUAGUCGUUCCAGUUUCGCGCAGCGGCUUCGACACCUCGGACGAUCACCUCAGUCUUCGUACACCCAAUCUCCUCCAGCUGUAGACCUUCACAGGCUAUCGAUAUCGAGGUCUACGACACUGAACGACAACCUGCAGGAUAUCGAUGCCGACCAAUCUCGUAUCGACUGCUUGAGGAGCUUCAGUUCGCCUUCGGACUCCUCCACUCACGACCGAAGCAUGUCAAUCUACGACGAUGACUCUGUCAACACUCCCUCCACCGGCAUCAUCGAGCGAUCGAGCCGGACCAUCGAGCCUACCUUCCUGGCCAUCUCGCAGUUGUGUGCGGAGAAGAAGGUCGAUCGCGCCGCCAAAGUAGCGCUGCAAUUUCUAGACACUUACCACUCCAACGUCAUGGUGAUCCGCAAGAUGGAAAUGGAGAAGAACAUCCGCCGUGGUAGCGGACAGGGCCUGGCCCGGACGGGUCGUGGCUAUGCGCCCUUGCAUUUCUUCUGCGAACUAAAGGAGGAGCACGCAGAAGAGGUGCACUUGCUGAUCCGACAAGGAGUCAACGUCAACGCCGUUGCUUAUCAAGCUGGCUACACCGAGUCCAAUCCUAAAAACGCGUUUACGGCGCUACAAGCUGCCACCGACCGGGGUUACUCGACCAUCACCUCCCUCUUACUCGCUUGUAAAGGUAUCAGGACGGAAGUCCGGAACACGGACGGCCUGACACCGCUCAUGGUCGCAUGCCGACGUGGCCAUUAUCCCAUCGUCAAACAAUUGCUCGGCUUUCCCCUUCCCACCGAGUUUCCGCAUUGGCAUGGGAAUACCCUGCUCCACGAUGCAGCUCGACGCUGCGACCCGAGACUGGUAGAAAUGCUGAUCGAUUUCCACCCCGACCUCGAUGCUCGAGAUACAUUCGGCAAGACGGCCUUGAUGCACGCGCUCACGUUGGACGAUGUCAUCGACGAAGCGGAACGGAAGAAGAGAGAUAGAGGCAGGUGCAAGACGGUGAAAGUACUGCUCGAGGCAGGGGCAGAUCCAACGCUUAGGGACAAUCAGCAACAAACCAUCACCAUGUCGGACGCAGCUCCCGCCCUCUUAAUCGUCCUCAUCACCAUACUUCUCCCUCCCGUGGGUGUCGCCAUGGUCGCUGGAUGCGGAUUUGAUCUCUUUGUCAACAUCUGUCUGACCCUUCUCGGUUACAUCCCGGGCCACAUCCACGCCUUUUACAUCGAAUACGUCUACUUUGACCGUCGCGACCGCGCGAGACACGGACAGCUCACCGGUCGUCCAGCGCCAGGCGUCUACUCUGAUCGGGUCCAGAGCGGCGGCAUUCAAGGCUACGGGACUAUCUAG
Molecule: messenger RNA, 2946 nt
Organism: Exophiala oligosperma
Lineage: Eukaryota; Fungi; Ascomycota; Eurotiomycetes; Chaetothyriales; Herpotrichiellaceae
Exons: 2
Coding region: 1-2946 (981 amino acids)
Cellular component (GO): membrane
Molecular function (GO): protein binding
Source: RefSeq, a predicted model, not a curated record